Talaromyces marneffei is the source of this 1038-nucleotide messenger RNA. RefSeq lists its product as uncharacterized. The record is from RefSeq and is a predicted model, not a curated record. The transcript is spliced from 3 exons. Gene Ontology annotation, cellular component: cytoplasm. Lineage: Eukaryota; Fungi; Ascomycota; Eurotiomycetes; Eurotiales; Trichocomaceae. Bases 1 to 1038 code for a protein of 345 amino acids.
AUGUCUAACACAAACGUGCCUCUCCGUCGACUUGGCAAAGAUGGGCCCCAAGUUCCAGCUCUGGGUCUUGGUCUCAUGGGUAUGUCCUGGACGUUUUACGGCAACACACCAAGCGAUGAAGAACGGUUUGCAGUGCUCGACCGAGCAGUCGAAAUAGGGGCUACCAGCUGGGAUACCUCUGAUAUGUAUGGCGACGGCGAAGAGCUACUAGGAAAGUGGUUCAACAAGUCUGGAAAAAGGGACAAGAUCUUCCUGGCAACCAAAUUCGCCUUUGUAAAAGGAUUGCCCAACUUUGUUGUUGAUAGCUCCGCGGCGUAUUGCAAGAAAGCCUGCGCCGAGAGUUUGAAGCUACUGGGCACUGAUUAUAUCGACCUUUACUACAUGCACCGCGCCAACCCAGACACACCUAUCGAAGAGACAGUUCGAGCCAUGGCCGAGUUAAAAGCUGAGGGCAAAAUAAAAUACCUAGGACUCUCGGAAGUGAGCUCGACAACAUUACGUCGCGCCUGUAAAGUUGCACAUAUCGACGCUGUACAAGUCGAAUACUCAGCCUUUGUGACCGAUAUAGAGGAAAAAAAUGGCACCAAUUUGCUUGCGAUAGCCCGUGAACUGGGUGUCGCCGUUAUUGCAUAUUCGCCAUUGGGCCGCGGAAUCCUUACGGGGGCCUAUAGUAAGAAGGACUCUGUUUCAGCCGAAGGAGAUCAACGCACCGAAAUGGAGUUCCCGAUGUUUGCGGAAGAAAACCUUGAAGCUAAUGUGAAACUUGUUGGCAAACUCAGAGACAUUGCCGACAGAAAGAAUUGCACGCUGGCUCAAUUAGCUAUUGCUUGGCUUUUGAAACAAGGUGACUAUAUAAUUCCAAUCCCUGGCACAAAGAAGAUCCGUUAUCUCGAAGAGAAUUGGGCCUCCCUUCGUGUGGAAUUGACGGACGAAGAAGAAGCCGAAAUGAGGAAGUUAAUAAAGGACACAGGAGUUGCUGGUGGAAGACUGCCGGAUUGGGCUGGUGAAGGGCAUCUUAGUGACACCAGGGAAGAAUGA